Sinocyclocheilus rhinocerous is the source of this 3144-nucleotide messenger RNA. RefSeq names its product folliculin-interacting protein 2-like. The record is from RefSeq and is a predicted model, not a curated record. Gene Ontology annotation, cellular component: cytoplasm. Bases 102 to 2807 code for a protein of 901 amino acids. Gene Ontology annotation, molecular function: protein-folding chaperone binding; ATPase inhibitor activity. Lineage: Eukaryota; Metazoa; Chordata; Actinopteri; Cypriniformes; Cyprinidae. The transcript has 18 exons.
CACAUGACUCCAGCAUGGAUCUUCAGCAGGGACCUGAGCGCUCGCCCUGAUGGGGAAACGAGAAUCCCGGAGUGCGUGUUUGUGAUAAACGGAGCGCGAGCAUGCCGACGCUGCUGCAGAAGCUCUUCGGCAAGAGAGCGGUCGGUAACGGCAGCGCCCGGGACUGCUGUACGGCGGCGGAGCAGUGUUGGGCAUCUGCUGAGUUUGAUCUAGCUCAGAUCAGGUUGAUAGUGUAUCAAGACUGUGAGAGAAGAGGGCGCCAGGUUCUCUUUGACUCCAAAGCAAUACAUAAACUGGACACAUCCGAGCCGACUGCUGAUGAAACCAAAACUCCCCCCAACCGGAGUGGUGCUUGCCAUAUUGGCAGCCAAGCAGGCGAGAAAGACAAGCCUCCUUCAUAUCAGUAUACCAGACCGGCUUCAGACGUGAACAUGAUUGGAGAAAUGAUGUUUGGCUCAGUUUCCAUGAGUUAUAAGGGUUCAACGCUUAAAAUUCACCACAUUCGGUCUCCACCGCAGCUGAUGGUCAGUAAGGUUUUUUCUACCCGGUUUGGAAGCAGCACCUCUGGAAGUACAAAUACGCUACAAGACAGUUUUGAGUCGAUGAGCCAAACUUUUCCUAGUCACACCAGCAGCAUAGGAGUUUGCCGCGUGCGUAGCGCUCCUCUGCUCUGCCUGGCUCGGAGCGCAUCUUUCUUUGCAGCCCACAGUAAUCCAGUGGACAUGCCAAGCAGAGGACACAGUGAGGAUGGAGACAGUGGCAUUGCUCGCUCAGCAUCUCUGAGCAGUUUGUUGGCCACUCCCCUACCGUCACCUGGCUCCUCCUUCAGUAGUGGUUUGUCCAGCAGUUACCAACGGCGAUGGCUCCGUAGCCAGGUCACCAGUCUUCAGCAUGGCCCCAUGCCUCGCUGGAACACUGAAGAAAUGUUCAACUUGUCUGACGAGAGCUGCAGCUCCAACCCUGCGAUGAUCCAGAGGAAGAAGAUUGCCAUCAGCAUCAUCAUCAGCCUGCCGGAGAGAGAAGAGGAAAACCACAAUUUUCAGGAGUUUUUCUUCUCACACUUUCCUCUGUUUGAGUCUCACAUGAACAAACUCAAGACUGCCAUCGAGAGGGCAAUGAUUGUGUGCAGAAGGAUAGCAGAGUCCAGUCAGCGAGUGCAGGUCUAUCUGUGUCGAGUGAUGGAAGCACUGGGAGAAUUCAGGAUGACGGUGUGGAACCUGUACAUGGCUCCCCGCAUCAGCGAGCCAGUCUGGCUUUCCAUGAUAUCCCAAAGUACCGAGCGAAACCUACUGUGUCAGCGCUUCCUGAAGGAGAUGAGUUUGCUGAUGGAACACGGAGCCAAGAGCCAGUUUCUCGCAGCUCUCCUUACUGCUGUUCUUACGCAUCACUUAGCCUGGGUUUCCACGGUGAUGCCCAGCAGCCUGCCGCCAAUCAAAUCUGCCUGCCAGAAACCUGCCUCCCAGACGGUGGAUCUGUUGGCAAAAUCUCACCCGUACAACCCACUGUGGGCUCAGUUAGGUGAUCUGUAUGGUGCUUUGGGCUCUCCUGUGAGAGUGUGUCGAACGGUGGUUGUGGGACGUAGGAGGGAACUGGUACAGCGAGUCUUGUAUGUUCUGUCCUACUUCAUUCGCUGCUCAGACCUGCAGGAACAUGUGCAACCACAAGGACAGAUGGACAAUCCAGCCAGUCCCUGCACCUCUCAAACCACUGAUCCCACCCCUGAAAAAACAUGUCCCCCUAAACCAGACCCAUUAAAGCCUACUGCUUGUGUUAUUGGAACGAGUGAAAAAGCACUGAACUCUGACUUGGGUAAUGCUAUUCCGGGCACCUCAGUAGAACAAAACCAUGAGAUACUUUUGACUGAUACAAACUCAACCAGUCCAUCCCCCAGCUUGGAAUCGACCGCUGUCAGGCCUGAAUUUACAGAAAUGGGACAGGAAUGUUUUGGAGAAGACGGUGACUCUGUUGGGGGCGGAUUAGAGCACAUUUUGGCCAAUCAGAGUCCUCUUUUGCAUCGGGUGCAGUUUCACAUUGGCAGUCCCAGUGAGACCGCGAAUGACGGACAAGCCGGGGGUCUGACUGGGGCAGGGUGUGGACGGGGAUUGGACAGGAAGUUGCAUCAAAGGCUUUUGAGUGACAUACGGAGGAAGGAGAGCUCAGAUAGUGCUCUAGGUGACAGUGAUGAUGAGGAAACAUCGCCGCGAGAACUGUACGGGGCUACAGAACAAAAGGAGUAUGAGUUACCACUACCAAGUUGUCAGGUAGAGAGUCGAGCCAGUGUUAAUCAUUUCGGGCAUUCUUUGCUGGGUGGGUACUGUCCUCAGUACAUGCCUGACUUUGCCUUGCAUGGCAUCAGUUCUGAUCUCAGGCUCAAACAAUGCCUCAUGGCUGACCUUGAACACACUGUUCUCCAUCCGGCGCUGGAUGAACCAGUGGCCGAGGCUCUGUGCAUUGUGGCGGAUACAGAUCGAUUGAGUGUGCAGGUGGUGACGAGUCAAAGGCGCGUGUGCGAGGGCGGGCGGUUGGGCAGGGACGUGAUGGUGUCCAACCUCGUGCACACGCUCAUCACAUCAGUUCUGCAGCUGUUUGCGCUCAACAUCGCCUCCGACUUUUGUGUGAUGCAUCUGGAAGACCGGUUACAGGAGGUGUAUUUUAAAAGUCGAUCCUUAGCAGAAUAUCUGAGAGGACAAACCAGGGUCCAUGUAAAAGAACUGGGGCUGGCACUGGGGAUUGAGUCCAGUGACAUUCCGUUGCUUGCCGCAGUGGCCAGCACACACUCGUCCUACGUGGCCCAGAUCCUUCUUUAAAUAGACCAAGCAAGAUUUAUUUCACUUUAAGGACCAAUCAGAAUGUGUUCCUGUUCUGCAUGGACCAGCAAGGAUCUGAUCACUAUCAGAUGACCACACCAAUCAUGAUGCACUGUGCUCGACAACCAUUCGGAGCCUACACCCAGCCUUAAUAUGCCAAUCAGAAUGCCUCGUUUGUCCAGCUGACAGUCUUUUCUGUGUAUGUAUGUUCGUAUGUGUGUGUGCAUCUAACUGUCUAUAGGCUGAAUCAUGCACCACAUUGUUAAUGCUCUUCUUAUUUUAUCUCAUGUCUUUUCAAGUCUUAUAUGAAAGGCAAGUCUGGAGACCGUAAAUGAUA